AUGCCACAGGUGCGGCGAGGCGGCAAGGCUCGCACCUUCACUGCCGCCAUCCUUCAUACGGGACGCCAACACUUUGACGUCCGGCUUCCCUUGAAAUUCUCGCUGGGCGCCACGGUAUGCUCGUAUGGCUUCGCAAUGUUGGCACCGAAUUCCUGGAAGCCGUACCGAAGCGGCAAAUGCGGACGACUCGGACACCGCGAUACAUCAGGCAGUGCGCAUCGCAAAGGAGAACUCCACAGGCCUCUCCACGUGGGUGGUCGAGCCAUGCAGGUCGUUCUCCGGCAGCCAAGCGCUCGGGUGCUGCAAGUCCGGCUUUGUGGUGCUCGCUUGUCCUCUGCAGCGGUGUCGGAGCUGCACCGCCAGGUUGUCAGAAUGCUCCGGCUGCGCCCCAGCGACGAAAUCACAGCCCAGACUUUUGCUCAAGGCAAUCCAGACCUUGCAAAACGUUCAGCGGGCGUGGGGCGGCUUUUUCGAUCACCUUCUGUCUUUGAAGAUAUUGUGAAAACCUUCACGCUCUGCAACUGCGGCUGGACGAGGACAAUUGCCAUGAACGAGAAGCUGUGCUUGCACUUUGGCGAGCAUGGUGCAUUCCCAACCCCAGCCGACUUGGCGGCUGUCACGCCGACCAGGUUGAAGAAGGCCUGUGGAGUCGGAUACCGAGCGGAAAGAAUCAUCAAGCUGGCGCGCUGCAUGCGAGAUGGCGGCCUGGAGCAGCUUUCCAAUCCUGAGUUGACUGUUGAGGACGCAAGGCAGAGCUGUGCUGGGAUAUUUGGCCUUGGCCCAUUUGGGGUUGCCAAUGCACUGCAGCUUUUGGGGCACUAUGAGGAUAUACCAGCUGAUAGUGAGACAACUCGACACCUACAGCAAGCUCGUGGAAAGCGAUGCACAAAUCAGAAUGUGUCUUCCGUGGCUCAAAAGGUCUACGGAGACUUUGCCCCAUUCCAAUUCCUGCGCUAUUGGACCGAGCUUUGGAUGACCUAUGAGGAUCGCAUGGAAGCACCUGCUUGGGCUGCUGACUCUGCAUCGUAUCGUUUGCUCACAGCUGUGCACAUGGAAGUGAGCCGACAGAAGUACAUUCGUGCCAAAAUCUGUGCUUCGCCUGAGACAUUAUAUUCGUUUCAGAUACUACUUCAACUGCCAAUUCAACACACCAACGACAGACAUAUGUAUUGA
Effrenium voratum is the source of this 1173-nucleotide messenger RNA. NCBI's taxonomy places the organism in Eukaryota, Dinophyceae, Suessiales, Symbiodiniaceae. The record is from the annotation of a GenBank genome assembly.